UCGUUCGUUACGCUCAACGUUGGCGCAGCGUGAGGGGAAGGGGAAACUUGUCCAAGAUGGCGGCGACCACUGAGAAUAGCAAUGCCGGCGCUGGCAGUAAAAGAAAACACUUAGGAAUCCCCGAAGCAGUGUUUGUGGAGGAUGUGGAAGCGUUCAUGAAGCUGCCUGGCAAUUGCACAGCGGACGCAGUGCUGAGGAAACUGGAUGAGCAGUAUCAGAAAUACAAGUUCAUGGAGCUGAACCUGGCUCAGAAGAAACUGAGGUUAAGAAGUCAGAUCCCCCAAAUUAAACAGACAUUAGAAAUUUUAAGACACAUGCAGAAGAAAAAGGAGACCACAGAUCCCAUGGAAACCCGAUUUCUAUUGGCUGACAACCUCUACUGCAAAGCCUUGGUCCCACCCACAGAUAAAGUGUGCUUGUGGUUAGGGGCGAAUGUGAUGCUGGAGUACGAUAUAGACGAGGCCCAGGCGCUGCUAGAGAAGAACCUGGCCACCGCCACACGGAACCUGGACUCGCUGGAGGAGGACCUGGACUUCCUCCGAGACCAGUUCACCACCACCGAGGUCAACAUGGCGCGCGUGUACAACUGGGACGUGAAGAGGAGGAACAAGGACAACCCUUCCAAGAGCGGCGACAAGUCUUAAGGGACACGCCUUUCUCAAGAGCCCAGCAUUCUUUUCUGUUCUAUAAAAUCAGCAAGUUUAUUUUUUUAUUUUAUUCAGAGACUGGAUAUCCUUCACACUCACACCACUUUCCAAGCCAACAGAUCCCCGCUAGCGGCGAGGCAAGGCGCAAGAGUCAGAGCCUCGGCACGCUUGGAGUAGCCCGUGGAGGCGGUGAUUGGGGGCAGUGGCUGAUGGGCGUCCUUGUAUACAUUCUAUAACCAGGCAUUCAGCAGUAUUGCUGUGGCCACUUAAGAGUGACCCUGUGGCCACCAAAACCAUUUAGAGUUCCACUGGCCACCCCCUUUUUUUUUUUUUUUUUUUUAAUUAGCACCACGCCUUUCAAGUUUAGUGGAGAAGCUGUGGCUGCCAGUGCACUGUGGUAUUUAUUUGUCUGUAUAAAGAAAAGAAAAAAAAAAAGCCAAGUUGAUUUGACGCAUGGUCUGAUGUGUGUGUGCUUGUUUUAUCUAUGAAAUGAAUUGUUAUUGAAGAACAAUGUUGAUGGUGUCCUUGUUAAUAGCUAAGCUCUGAUCGUUAAUCCUGGUCUGCACUCCUCCACCCCUCCCAAGUGUUUCUGCACCGUUCCCUUGUAACCACAGCGACCCCUGCAGGUGAAAUGCCUCGGGCGCCGUGGAAGAGUGUCUCCCCUCUCAUCUUGUCUUUGUAGUGUGUUGUAGCUGGCAAUGGCAGGGUUGAUCCAGCCAAGUAUUCUCAUUAGUAAUCACUUCAGGGAGUGGAUAGCUCCAGUGUAUCCUCUUCAACCACACAAAGAACAGAGGCCCCCUCUCGCCUGCAGUCUCUGCACAGCACUCUAGAUUGAUCUGCAACGCCACAAAUCACCUGCUCUGAGCUCUGUGCUGAAAGACUUGACCCGCCUCCCUUCCAUACCAGUGCUUCCCCACUCUAACCCUUGAUGACUGUUCCACUCCAGGACUUUGUUCAGUGACGGCAGGGAAGGAAAGACCUGUUGCCGAGCAGUGUGAGCCAUUCCUGGUUUUACUAGGAGUUUAAUAAGAGGCACUGGAGCUGAUCAAGCACAUGCUCAAACCUGGAGUGGCUGAAUCUGCUAUGCAAUAGAGGUCUCUUCUAUCUCUGAACUGGACUUGAAUGCACUCGAGUGCCUGAGUUGGGAACCGCUGCUCUGCACCCCUGGAUCUCAGCUGUGUUUCCCAAGUUACGUUAAACGGCUUGUUUUAUCCUCCGAACGCACUGGCACACGACAACACCAAACUUGGCGCACGCUGGUUAAUGUAAAAAAAAAAAAUUCAGUGAUUGGAAGUUGCCAGCAAAACAAAUAAAUGCAAUUCCAACAGUCUG
Molecule: messenger RNA, 1979 nt
Organism: Acipenser ruthenus (sterlet)
Lineage: Eukaryota; Metazoa; Chordata; Actinopteri; Acipenseriformes; Acipenseridae
Product: prefoldin subunit 3-like
Exons: 6
Coding region: 57-644 (195 amino acids)
Biological process (GO): tubulin complex assembly; protein folding; microtubule-based process
Cellular component (GO): cytoplasm; prefoldin complex
Molecular function (GO): tubulin binding
Source: RefSeq, a predicted model, not a curated record